AUGUCGAGCCUCUGGCACAGAAGGCGACAAGAUAAAAGCCUGGCGGCCAUACAGAGGAGCGAAGAUUCCAGUUCUGACGCGACCAGCUUAAGUGCUGCGUUGAUUUCCAAGUCGUACCAGCUCCAUGAGCAGAUCGGUGAGGGAUCCUCGGGACGUGUCUACCGGGGACUUCGAACCUCUGAUCAGAUGGAGGUGGCAUUGAAGUGUUUGGAAGCCAAAGACAAAGAAGUCGUACAAUGUCGGAAGCAAGAGUUCGAAGUGCUGCAUCAACUGGAGCAUCCAAAUAUUGUCCAGGCGCUGGACUUUCUGACUUGCUCAAAGUUGGCGGUGGUGGUUCUGAGCUACAACGAUGGCUCCACCCUGGACGUGGCCGUUCGAAGGGCCGAAAAUGGCUACUUUUCUGAAGCCCAAAGUCAACUUCUCUUUUUGCAGCUGAUGCAGGCGGUAGAAUACAUGCACUCCAAGCGGGUGAUUCACAGGGACAUAAAGGCUGAGAACCUUUUUAUUUCGACGGAUGCGUUGACCUUGCAGGUGGGAGACUUCAACACAGCCAAAGCAUUGCUGGAUGGUGGAUCCCUGACGAUGACUGGUACCAUGGAGUAUGCUGCACCAGAGGUUCUUGAAGGAGAAUCACCAUCUGAACAGCAGGAUGUUUGGAGCAGCGGCUUGUGUCUUCAUAUUAUGAUGACUGGCAGCCUCCCCAGACGGCUGCACUCUUAUCAAACCCUGGCGGCAUUUCGCGAAGCUGUGCAAUCGAAACCCAUUGAUUGGGGAAGGUGGGGAGCACGUUUUUUGAGGCCACAGAAAUGGGUGUUUGCAACACACAUUGGGAGUUGA
Messenger RNA from Cladocopium goreaui, 837 nucleotides. The record is from the annotation of a GenBank genome assembly. Lineage: Eukaryota; Dinophyceae; Suessiales; Symbiodiniaceae.